AUCGGAGAGCGCGCGGAGAACACAACCGCCGCGACAGCGACGCGCUCCCUCCUCCUCCGCCGCCGCCUCGGUUCCUCCUCCUCGCCGUCUUCCCACUGCUUGAUGCUCGCCGUCUGCGCGCGGCACGGGCCCGCCAAGCUUCCGGCGCCGCUGCCGCUCGCGGGGGAGCGGGGGGCCGCCGGGUGGGUCGUCGGGAGGUGGUGGUGGCGCCCGGCGGCGGCGCGGCAUGGCGUCGUCGCCGCGCGGGCGUCGUUCUCCAGCUCGCGGAUCGGGCUCGACUCCCAGAAUUACCACACAAGGGACCUGUCCCAACUACUGUGGGUUGGUCCGGUGCCUGGCGACAUUGCAGAGAUUGAGGCAUACUGCCGCAUAUUCCGUGCUGCUGAGCAACUCCACACUGCGGUCAUGUCGGCGCUCUGUGAUCCGGAGACGGGGGAGUGCCCCGUUCGGUAUGAUGUGCAAACCGAGGACUUGCCAGUACUGGAGGACAAGGUCGCCGCCGUGCUCGGAUGCAUGCUGGCAUUGCUGAACCGGGGCAGGACAGAAGUGCUAUCAGGGAGAUCAGGUGUUGCGAGCGCAUUUCAGGGAUCUGAGGACAGCACAAUGGACAGGAUUCCACCUCUCGCCUUGUUCCGUGGGGAUCUGAAGCGAUGCUGUGAGAGUAUGCAGGUUGCACUUGCCAGCUACCUUGUACCAAGUGAGGCCCGAGGGUUGGAUAUAUGGAGGAGGCUGCAGAGGUUGAAGAAUGCUUGCUAUGAUGCAGGUUUCCCAAGAGCUGAUGGCCAUCCCUGUCCGACAUUAUUUGCAAAUUGGUUUCCGGUGUACUCUUCAACUGUGCCAGAUGAUUCUGCAUCAGAUGAGUUAGAUGUUGCAUUUUGGAGGGGAGGGCAAGUCAGUGAGGAGGGAUUAGAAUGGUUAUUGUCAAAGGGAUUCAAAACUAUUGUUGAUCUUCGGGAGGAGGAUGUUAAAGAUGAUUUAUAUCUUUCCGCAGUUCAGGAAGCUGUCUCAUUGGGAAAUAUAGAGUUGGUGAAUUUGCCUGUUGAUAUUGGUACUUCACCCUCUGCUGAGCAGGUUCAACGAUUUGCGGAAAUUGUGUCUGAUAGUGCGAAGAAGCCCAUUUAUCUUCAUAGCCAGGAAGGCAUUAGUAGGACAUCUGCGAUGGUCUCUAGAUGGAAGCAGUAUGUCACUCGUGCUGAGAGACUGGCUACACAAAACCGCUCAUUAAACGGCAAUGGUAAGCAUGUGAAGAAUGAUCAAACAGAGCAGCUCACAAACAGCCCAGGUUUCUCCUCAGAAGGUAGCCAAAAUGGUACACCUCUGGAAUCUGAUGGAACCGUGAAGGAGGGGGAAACGUGUGACAUAGACAUUGAAGCAGCACGUCAUAAUCUGGAAGUCACUAAUUCCCUUCCCAGUGGACAAAGUUCUGAACAAGGUGAACUGCAUGUCACUAGGACAGAACUUCAGUCAAACUUUAGACUAGAGAGUAAUCCCCUUAAGGCACAAUUUCCUUCUUGCGAUGUUUUCUCUAAAAAGGGGAUGACUGACUUUUUUAGAAGCAAAAAAGUAUAUCCAAAAUCUGUUCUGAACCCUCGGAGACAGUCGAGUAGUUUGCUGAUCUCAAGGAGAAACCAAAGUCUCAGCAUUGAACAAACUGGAGCCAUUGAUUAUGAAGCCACCGAAUUGAAAGUUCUGAAAAGUUCUAAUGGGGCAUCCUUUGAUAACGAUUAUAUUCUAUCAGUUGCUUCAGGUAUAUCUAAUGGAAAACCAUCCAGCAAUGGAGCCUCCAGAUCUGUUGAGAAGAUGGAAAUGGCAGCCUCAGUGGUAACAGUUGAUCCUAGGACAUCUGAUGCCAGCAAUUCUAGUGGUAAUUCUCAGCUUGUCUCACAAAAAUCUGCUGAAAGGAACGGUGCCCCUUAUCUUGAGAAAGUAAAAUCAGAUCAUGUUGAUGGAAAUAUGUGCGCAUCCUCAACCGGUGUUGUUAGACUUCAGUCAAGAAGAAAAGCAGAGAUGUUUCUAGUACGCACCGAUGGAUUUUCCUGUACUAGAGAAAAAGUAACUGAAUCGUCUUUGGCUUUUACGCAUCCUAGCACCCAGCAACAGAUGCUUAUGUGGAAAACUCCUCCAAAGACUGUCUUACUACUAAAGAAAUUAGGCGAUGAGCUCAUGGAAGAAGCUAAAGAGGUUGCUUCAUUUCUGCAUCAUCAAGAAAAGAUGAAUGUUCUAGUGGAGCCUGAUGUUCAUGAUAUAUUUGCUAGGAUUCCUGGUUAUGGUUUUGUGCAAACCUUCUAUACUCAAGAUACCAGUGACCUUCAUGAGAGAGUUGAUUUUGUCGCUUGUCUGGGUGGUGAUGGCGUCAUUUUGCAUGCAUCAAACUUAUUUAGGACUUCUGUACCACCUGUUGUCUCUUUCAAUCUUGGAUCUCUUGGAUUUCUGACUUCACAUAUUUUUGAAGGUUUCAGACAAGACUUGAGAGCUGUCAUCCAUGGGAACAAUACACUUGGAGUUUAUAUAACCCUUAGAAUGCGUCUAAGAUGUGAGAUCUUUCGCAAUGGAAAAGCAAUGCCUGGAAAAGUGUUUGAUGUGCUGAAUGAAGUUGUUGUCGAUCGGGGUUCUAAUCCAUACCUGUCCAAAAUUGAAUGUUAUGAGCAUAACCAUCUAAUAACAAAGGUUCAAGGAGAUGGGGUGAUAGUAGCAACACCAACUGGCAGUACAGCAUACUCUACUGCAGCUGGAGGCUCAAUGGUUCAUCCAAAUGUCCCAUGCAUGCUGUUUACUCCAAUCUGCCCACACUCGCUGUCAUUUAGACCUGUCAUCCUUCCUGAUUCUGCACGGCUUGAAUUGAAGAUACCGGAUGACGCAAGAAGUAAUGCGUGGGUAUCAUUUGAUGGCAAGAGAAGGCAGCAAUUAUCAAGAGGAGACUCUGUUCUAAUAUCCAUGAGUCAGCAUCCACUCCCAACUGUUAAUAAAUCCGACCAAACCGGUGAUUGGUUCCGCAGCUUGAUCAGGUGCCUGAACUGGAACGAGCGACUGGACCAGAAGGCAUUAUAGUUAUAGACACUGGAAUCUAGUUUUCCCUUGUACAUAUAUAGCACUAAACAUAGAUACAUUUUUUAACAGGUGCAAUACCAACCCAAAUGGCUAAUCAAUACUCAAUAGUAUAGUACCAGGCCGUCCCAUGUCCAACCCAACGAAACCCAACGAACUACGUGUUCUAUAUGGAUUUAAUUGUUAAUACAUUAUUCGCAUGUUAAUAUUAUA
Molecule: messenger RNA, 3258 nt
Organism: Oryza brachyantha (malo sina)
Lineage: Eukaryota; Viridiplantae; Streptophyta; Magnoliopsida; Poales; Poaceae
Product: probable NAD kinase 2, chloroplastic
Exons: 8
Coding region: 103-3048 (981 amino acids)
Biological process (GO): NAD+ metabolic process; NADP+ biosynthetic process
Molecular function (GO): NAD+ kinase activity
Source: RefSeq, a predicted model, not a curated record